UCUAAACCCGGUGCUUGUCGAGCUUUAUCUGGUUUAAGGCUCAUAGGGGUCCUCUGAGCAACGAUAGACCAUAGGAACUGUUGCACCGAUCGUCUCACUUAUUAAACAAGAAAUCCGCUACUGGCUCUGGUUGUACCUGACAACCACCAUCUCUUCACCUUUAUUCACAUAUCACUUUGCAAACUCCUCCUUGGCCAAGGCCUUAUCCUCGAAUCAUCGUCUUUUCAGACUACCAAAGCCAGCUUUAUCAUCAUGCAAAAUCUUUUUGCCUUAGCUCUAUUGAUGGCUGUAAUGCUGGUCGAUGCAACUUCGGUCCUUCCAGGCCCACUAAGACUUGCUGCCACGUUCUCAAGAAUCUCCGAUGAACUUGACCACAUGAGUCUGGGAAACUGCAAUCUAGCAAAUGCCAACCUCCCCCUGAAUGAUACCAAAGUCAAACUCCCAAAUCCAUCGUCAAAUAUGAAUCUCAAAUACAUUGUUCUGGGACGUGGAACUCAGAAUUACUCGUGUCCAUCCUCGAGCAGCUCCCACAACUCCCGCAAGACGAGCAAGCCUACUGCAACCGGAGCAGUAGCCACACUUUUCGAUGCUUCCUGCAUUGCAUCGAAAUCACUUACUCUUCUUCAUGAAAUGCCCGUUUUCAUUGGGCGUACUCCUUUGGGGUCCUUGGCCCUGUUGGCGGAGUUGUUGACCCAUACAACGAACAGCUCGGAUCUGGUCAUUGGUGAACACUACUUCAACGCUGCUGGAGAUCCUUUCUUCAGUCUUACUCUGAGUGGAUCCAAUGCUUGGAUGGUUUCUAAGAAAGAUGCGUCAGUGACGGCACCGAAGAGAGUGAGCCACAUAGCUGGCGAUAACGGGGAUGAAGAUGUGGCUUGGCUGAAGCUUAGCUCCACGGAUGGCCAUGAUAUCAAGGAGGUAUAUCGAGUGAUGACUUUUGAGGGCUCCCCUCCGUCCACUUGUGCUGGGCAGAACGACACUAUCCUAGUUGACUACGCCGCAGAAUACUGGUUCUAUGGAUAAGACAAAUCGGGACACGAGAUCGAUUGUUUGCUUCUAUACUGAUUUAACUUCUUUAUAUGCCAUGAUGGCCCAAUUAUACCUGAAAUUUGGGCCUGUUUUGCGAAUCUUAGUAUACAGCGAGGUUCAUGGAAGUUUGAAACGUCGACAGAUCUUCAAACGCAUUUGUUCAGUCACAUGUAUCCUGAGCUGUCAAUUUAAAUAAUCCAAGAUUCAUUGUAGCAAGGUCUUUUGAAAAAAUUAUAUCGGAAC
Penicillium brasilianum is the source of this 1272-nucleotide messenger RNA. The record is from the annotation of a GenBank genome assembly. Lineage: Eukaryota; Fungi; Ascomycota; Eurotiomycetes; Eurotiales; Aspergillaceae.